This is a messenger RNA of Aureobasidium uvarum, 441 nucleotides long. Lineage: Eukaryota; Fungi; Ascomycota; Dothideomycetes; Dothideales; Saccotheciaceae. The record is from the annotation of a GenBank genome assembly.
AUGGAGGCACAGGAGGUGGAGGUCGACUCUACUGCCAGCGGCAUCGUCCUGCCUCCUUCCACAAAACCUUGCAAGCUUCGCGGUCUGGCACUCAAGUCCUUGAUCGGUACUGUCUUGAUUCUCGGCUGGGGAGUCAUCAACUCCACCAUCUUCUACGUUACUGGCGGGCGCGAGCACGUUUGGUUGUGUUUUACACAGUGCAACAUGGACAGUGAGCUUUCACCUAUCAUUACUUUGACGAGUACGCCGCUAACUCUUGCAACAGUCUUUCUCUCAGUCUGUGUGCUCCACUGGCUGACAGCGAACCCCAAGGAGCUCGAACGCAGUAUGAGAGGCACGAGGCCUUCGGUGACUGAACUGCCUGUCUUCCUUCGAGGGGACUCGGUAGCAGAACCGGAACCUGCUAAGCUUUCACCUUCGUCUUCUUCUUCGCUUGUUUGA